Chironomus riparius is the source of this 456-nucleotide messenger RNA. NCBI's taxonomy places the organism in Eukaryota, Metazoa, Arthropoda, Insecta, Diptera, Chironomidae. The record is from the annotation of a GenBank genome assembly.
AUGAUGACAUUUGUGUCAAUCUUGUUUGUUGCGAUUCUAUCAGUUGAUGCUGUAGAAUUUUAUUGUAACUUUAAAGAACACUAUCGAUGUGAAGUAUAUAGUGGGACAAUAAGCUCAAGAAAUGAUGCUUAUGUUAAUGGUGUUAAUGGAAGACAUCAAAAUUCACGAAGUAACCGUGAUGUGACUGGUUUUGAUGCUAGAAAAGUUAACUUAAAAUAUUUUCCAAGAAAUUUGAACUCUUAUCUUCCAAGUGUAACUGAAAUAUUCAUUGAACAAGGCUUACUUGAAAUUACCAAAGAAGAUCUACAGCAAUACCCGAAACUGCUGUGGCUGUACUUAAGCAACAAUGAAAUCAAAACUAUCGAAGAAAACACGUUCAUGUACAAUUCAGAUCUAAAACUUAUAUUUUUGGGUGGGAAUAAAAUCAACUACAUACGUCCAUCCAAAUGUGUUUGA